Myxocyprinus asiaticus (Chinese sucker) is the source of this 2262-nucleotide messenger RNA. RefSeq names its product calponin-3-like. The transcript has 7 exons. The record is from RefSeq and is a predicted model, not a curated record. Gene Ontology annotation, biological process: actomyosin structure organization. Gene Ontology annotation, molecular function: actin binding. The coding region runs from base 256 to 1251 and encodes 331 amino acids. Lineage: Eukaryota; Metazoa; Chordata; Actinopteri; Cypriniformes; Catostomidae.
AGACACAAUUAUUGGACUUGGGCAGCGUUGCUGCUGCGCUCUUUAGUCUUUACUGCUGCAAGAGUUUAGUGCAUCCGCUUAUCUGGGGAAAGUGGCAGUCAUAUUUGACUAGCCUAAAUUUACGGAUUUGUUGUCUUCAUCUUAAAUUGUGCCAAGGAUUUUUUAUUUUUAUUUUUUUCACAGAUUGUGAGAAAACAAGGAUUUGGAAAAUUUCUGAUCGAUUCUUUCGUGCAAAUCCACGUGAAAUAAAAGACAAUGACUCAGUUCAACAAGGGCCCUGCAUAUGGUUUAUCUGCUGAAGUGAGAAGCAAGAUCGCUCAGAAGUAUGACCUGCUGAAGGAGGAGGAGUUGAGGUACUGGAUCGAGGAUGUAACUGGCAUGCCAAUCAGAGAAAACUUCCAGAUGGGCUUGAAAGAUGGCGUCAUACUGUGCGAGCUGAUUAAUAAACUCCAGCCAGGCUCUGUUAAGAAAAUCAACAACUCCAAACUUAAUUGGCACAAGCUUGAGAACUUGGGCAACUUCAUCAAAGCCAUUCUUGCGUAUGGCCUGAAGCCUAACGACAUCUUUGAGGCUAAUGAUCUAUUUGAGAACGGGAAUAUGACUCAAGUCCAGACCACAUUGCUUGCCCUGGCCAGCAUGGCAAAAACCAAAGGUAUGGACACAAAGGUGGGCAUUGGUGUUAAGUAUGCAGACAAGCAAACCCGCAACUUUGAUGAUGAAAAAAUGAAGGCUGGUCAGUGUGUGAUUGGACUGCAGAUGGGUACAAAUAAGUGCGCUAGUCAGGCUGGGAUGACUGCUUAUGGCACCAGGAGACACUUGUAUGACCCAAAGACUCAAACAGACAAACCCUUUGACCAAACCACAAUCAGCCUACAGAUGGGCACUAAUAAAGGAGCAAGCCAGGCUGGAAUGGCGGCCCCCGGCACUAGGAGGGAUAUUUUCGACCAGAAAGUGGCUGUCCAGCCUCUGGACAACUCCACAAUCUCUCUGCAGAUGGGCACCAACAAGGUGGCCUCUCAGAAGGGCAUGAGUGUGUACGGGCUCGGCAGGCAAGUGUAUGAUCCCAAAUACUGCACCUCCCCCACCGAACCCAUCAUCCACAGCAAUGGCAGCCAGGGCACUGGCACCAACGGUUCAGAAAUCAGCGACAGCGACUACCAGGCUGAAUACCAAGCCGAUUAUCGGGAUGAAUACCAGGCAGACUACCACGAUGAGUACAGAACCCAUUAUGACCACGGCAUUGACUAUUAAACUGCUGGAUCAAGCGCAUAGCAGAGAUGAAUAUUUUUGGAUCCUUGCAUCAACAGAGCGAGACUUUUCUUUUUUUCUUUUUUUUUUUUUUUCUCCAUCACUGGCCUUUUUUUAAAAGACAGAUGUUAAAAGAGGAGCAUUUCCUGUAUCAUCAUUCCUCUAUUGAUUAUACAGUAUUGUAUUAGGUAGGUAGACUAUAGACCAUAGAUUUAAAAAAACAAAAAAAACAAAUAUUUUUAAGUUUUGUUUUAAAAGUUGAGAUGGGUUAGAGGAGCAGUACAAGUAUUCCUCAAAUGUCAAUCGUGGCAGCUUAAAGGGAUAGUUCACCCACAAAUUUAAGUUCUCUCAUUUACUCACCCUCAUGAUGUUCCAAACCUGUAUGACUUUCUGUCUUCUGUGGAACACAAAGGUGAAGAAUGGUGACUGAGGCUAACAUUCUACAUAACAUCUUUUAUGUUUCACAGAGGAAAGUCAUACAGAACUGGAACAACAUGAGGGAGUUUAUGAUGAAAGCAUUUUCAUUUUUGGGUGAACUAUCUCUUUAUCCACAAUCAGUAUCCCUAAUUUUUCAUUGAGAUAGAUUUAAACUGGUUAAGUGCGUAGCAUCUUAUUGAAGCUUAAAGGAUGUGGUUCAGCAUAGGAAUGUCAGUGAUUUUAGCAUUUAAUGUAUGCAGCAUUCAUUAAGUUCAGAAGGGAGAAUGGAGAAGACAUAUAUAAAGAUUGUGUGGUUCCCAGGUUGAUCUAAGCAUUGCAGCAUUGUGGCUUUUUUUUAAAGUGUUUUAUAAAUAUAAUUUAAAUGUCUUGCCUAUAAAUCAUUUGACCAAGCAAUGUAUUCCUAAAUUGUGCCAUAGUUUCAUUGUAUAUGUUUAGACCACCUCUUUCCUUUCACCUUGUUCCCUGCUCCCUCUUUCCCCAUCGUCUUGUAUUUAUUGCCAGUAAUAUUCAAUAGAGACCCCAGUCCUGUUGAAUGGCUUUUUUAUAUAUGAAUAAAGUUUUUAAUUUUCCAAUCAA